Molecule: messenger RNA, 2250 nt
Organism: Heterostelium album PN500
Lineage: Eukaryota; Evosea; Eumycetozoa; Acytosteliales; Acytosteliaceae
Gene: grlD
Product: class C G-protein coupled receptor
Exons: 2
Coding region: 1-2250 (749 amino acids)
Biological process (GO): G protein-coupled receptor signaling pathway
Cellular component (GO): plasma membrane
Molecular function (GO): G protein-coupled receptor activity
Source: RefSeq, a predicted model, not a curated record
AUGAUAGGAAUUAAAAAUAAUAUAAAUUUAUUUGUAAUAUUAGUAGUAUUAAUAAUUUUCAUUGUUAAUUGUGGUGAUAAUUAUUUGGUUGAUGCGGCGGUCAAUACCAAAACAAAGAUAGCUGUCAUCACUGGAGGUAGUUUCGAUGAUCUCGGUUUCAAUGCCGUUAUCAACGAAGGAAGAGUAAAGGCACAGAGAGCAACCGAGAUAUUGCAUUUCGAUCUCUUUUCGAAUGUUCAUAUCGACACGCUGAACGACACCAUCCAGUGGUGUGUCGACGAAGGAUACACCGGUAUCAUUUCGCUGGCGGUGGAGGUAGCCACUCAAGUCCGACUGAACGCUGCCAAAUUCCCACUGGUAAAGUUCUUGGCGUUCGGUAGUCUGGCGACCACUCCAAAUCUCAGUUGGGCCACCUACAACAUUGGAAUUAUGCAGUACGUCGUCGGUUAUUUCGCCGGGCUGAUGACCAAGACCGGAAAGAUUGGAUACAUUGCACCGGGUGAACCACUCGUCAAGAAUUACAAUGCCAAUGCACUGUUUGUCGGUGCGAGACGAUCCAAUGAAACCGCUCAGGUUCUCAUUUAUAAUACUGGCGAUUGGAUUAUCCCGGAUGUCUCUGUUGGUGCUACCGAUCAGCUCAUUGCCAAAGACAUUGAUUUCCUCAGUAACAACCAAGACGAUCAAUCGGCCAACAUCCAAAUGAUCAAAAGAGGUUAUUUCGGUUUGGGAACCAACGGAUUUCCACAGAACAGAAUCUACGGUGAGCAAAUCGCAAUGGGUGUCUGUCAUAAUUGGACUCAGGUUUUCAUCGAUUUCGCAAAUAUAGUUAUCACCAAUUCAUCGAAAUCAUUUAAAUUCUAUGGAGAGUUUUAUAAUGGUUUUCUAUAUCUUGAUAAAUUUGGUUUUUAUGUUCCACAAGUUGUACAACAAAAAGUUCAGGAUGAAAUUAAAAAUUUAAGUUCAGUACCAAGAGCUCAACAUCCAUACUUUUGUAAUAAAUACAAUAGAGAACUCUACAAUUUGAACAAUUCAAUUUUCGGAGCAGAGUUACCAGCCAACAAUUGUCUGACAAACAGUCAGUUUUUCAGGCUGAACUCUGAUUACGAUGGUAUGCACUGGCAAGGUUUCUAUAGUGUUCCUCUUACCAGAGUCGAUGUAAAGCAUUCGAUUCUCUAUGGAUUUACUAUCACUUCGGGUGUGCUGAUUGCUCUUUCUCUGGUGUUGCUUGCUAUGAUUGGAUGGUUUAGAAAUGCUCAUUCCAUUAGAUCGGCAAGUCCUUUCUUCUCUGCUACAAUCAUUAUCGGUGGAAUUAUGACUUAUAUUGGUGCCAUUAUUUAUGCGUUGCCGCCAUCCAACGGUUCCUGCGUUGCAAAGUUCUGGAUGUUGGCGAUUGGCUAUGCGCUUAUGGUUGGAUCGCUGGUGGUUAAGAACAUUAGAAUCUGGAUGAUUUUCGACAACUCUGAGUUGAGAGUAGUCAAGGUAACCAACUACCAAUUGAUGCCGUGGGUAGCCGGUAUCGUAGCGAUUAUGGUUGUGCUGCUGGCGUUGAUGACCGCGCCGGCUGUUGGCGACAUCAAGAUGGUGCAAGUCGACUGGCGAUCAGAGGAUGCCAACGAUCUCAGUAAGUAUGAAUACGCCAACGUUUGUAUCAUGGGUAGAACAGCGUCGAUCAUCCUCUACGUGCUCUUGGGAGUGUUUGGAGUGCUGAUGGCAACCGGUGUAUUUGUAUCGUGGAAAAUCAGAACUGUCGACAUUGAGGAGUUCAACGAGAGUAAACCCAUUGCCAACACACUGUAUGCCGGACUGUUUUCGAUUUUCGUAAUCAUCAGUUUGAUGAUUUCACCGCAGUCGGUCAACAAUGAAACCACCAUUAUUUGCUCGGCCGUACUGUUUAUCACAACCAUUUCACUUGGUAUUCUAUUUUUACCGAAAUUCAUUAGAAUCUAUCUCUAUGGCGCCAACACAUCGAACGUCUUCAAUAGAAGUGGUAAGCAGACGAGAAGUACAGCCACCGGUGGUAAAACCGUCAGUGAUGGAAAUCUCACACAAUUCAACGAUGAAGAGGGUGAAAGUCGUGCGGCACCCGCCACCUCGCAUGACACCUCGAGUGGUUCGAUAGCAACUCUCGAAAGAACAGACAGUAGGUCAAUGGUAAACAGAAGCAACAGUCAAAUAAUAACAAAAGAUCAGUUAACCAUUAGUGUUUCAAACGAGAAACCAAAUGACGAUCUUGAAAUGGAACAACCUUAA